AUGUUGAGGUCAAGCGAUAGCCUGACACUGGAAAAUUCAUUGAACGCUUUUGAAAGUGAAGCGAUACUUCAAGCUUUAGCAGUUGCUGGACUACUGAGUCAAGAGAAGCUUUAUCUGGAGCUUACAAACGAAGCCGUAAAUUUCGCGAGAAAAGAAAAGUUUAGUUUUUCGCAGUUAUGCGCACUCGUUUCGAUAAUUAACAGGGUGUUGAAAGAACUUUCAAGUAAGGAGUUCGGUGAUAAUAAGUUCUCCAUACGACGACAUACAGAAUGUCCUAGAUGUAUCGGACAAAAUUAUGAUGAGUUACUCUAUCCAGGUAUUGUGACAGGAUUAUCUCAACAGAGGCCACCCCACUGCAUUGAGUUAUUUUCGAUCGCUGAUUCUUUAAAAUGCGUUGAAUUUCUCGUGGACUCAUUGUUUAGACAUUGGAGACUUUACAAGUUCGCUUUAGCUCCAACAGCACGCCUUCUACCUCAGCUCAUUUACGAUACAAAAGAUUGUGAAUCGGAAAUUGUCGACUUGAAACCAUCAGGAACCGAUUUAUUAUACUCAAUUUUAAAAUAUGCACUCGAAGAUCAAAUUGAAGUCAACAAACAUUAAAAUCAAAUCGGUAAUUGAUUUGUGACAAAUUGUUCUAAGAGGUAUCCUCUUAAUUCUUACAUGUGAUACGUUACGUAAUCAACAAAGCGAACUUACGAAAACACUUACUGUUAAUAAAUGACUACAUACACAUCA
Messenger RNA from Schistosoma haematobium, 735 nucleotides. RefSeq lists its product as uncharacterized. The coding region runs from base 1 to 600 and encodes 199 amino acids. Lineage: Eukaryota; Metazoa; Platyhelminthes; Trematoda; Strigeidida; Schistosomatidae. The transcript has 5 exons. The record is from RefSeq and is a predicted model, not a curated record.